GUCCACCACUAGCCUCGGCCGUUAAUUAGAAAUCCCCGACAACUCAGACCGCAAGCAUCAGAGUGCGUGCAACGGGAAUAUCAACCAUGCAACAGUUCAACAUGAGAUUACGAGUGUUUUUUUCUAGAUUAUUUAAAGGCGGCAUGGCCACUGCCAGGAUCACUCCGGCCAAUUCACGGCCAGCGCUCGCUCAUCGUGACCCCUUACUUUAAUAAUAUCAUCAUCGCCGUCAACCGUUUUGACCGACCAUAUUUUCAUUUGUUUCUCAAGCAACUUCCACGCCCUUGAUUGCUGCUCAAGGGCUGGAGGACGGACUCUAUCGCAUUCGAAAUGGCCCUCAACCACCCAAGGUCCACCCCGGACAGCAGCGCCAUGAAAUCGGAAGAGUCGUCGCAGACAGGACCUGUCGACGAGCCAACCAACGCGCCCAUGAAUGGAUCUACCAGCAAAGGAGGAGACAGCCCAGAGAACAUGAACAUGGCAACCAAAGCUCUCCUGAUAUUGUCGGUGUUUCUGAGCAUGUUCCUGGUUGCUCUGGACCGGACCAUCAUAUCAACAGCCAUCCCCGCAAUAACCGAUGACUUCAACUCGCUCAACGAUGUCGGCUGGUACGGAAGCGCCUACUUGCUUUCCUCGUGCGCCUUCCAGCUCCUCUUCGGCAAGAUCUACACCCUCUUCUCCGUCAAGCCCGUCUUCGUCGUCAGCACCCUGCUCUUCGAGAUCGGCUCCGUCCUCUGCGGCGCGGCUCCCAGCUCCAUCGUCUUCAUUGUCGGGCGAGCCGUCUGUGGUGUCGGUGCUGCUGGGCUCUUUGCCGGAACCGUCGUUUGCAUCAUCUACAUCGUGCCGCUCCAUCAGCGGCCCAAGGUUCAGGGCAUGUUCGGCGCCAUCUUCGGCAUCGCCUCCAUUGUCGGGCCCCUGCUCGGGGGCGCCUUCACGUCCAACGUGACCUGGCGUUGGUGCUUCUACAUCAACCUGCCCAUCGGGGGGGUAUCCAUGGCCGUCGUCGCCCUGUUCUUCCGGGUCCCCCAGCGGGAGUCGGACCAGCUGUCCCUGGCCGAGAAGAUCCUGCGGCUCGACAUCGCCGGGACCGCCGUGCUCGUCCCGGGCGUUGUGUGUCUGCUUCUCGCGCUUCAGUGGGGUGGACCCACCUAUCCUUGGAACGACGGCCGCAUCAUUGCCCUCCUCGUCCUUGCCGGGAUCCUGUCAGCGGCCUACGUAGCGGUGCAGGCAAUCUUCACCGCGACCUCGACGAUCCCCGGGCGCAUCAUCCGGCAGCGCAGCAUCGCGUCGGGGCUGUGGGCGACCGUGUGCAUCAACUCGGCCAGCUUCAUCUUUGUCUACUUCCUGCCCGUCUGGUUCCAGGCCGUCCGCGGCGUCUCCCCCGUCGACUCGGGCAUCCGCCUGCUGCCCAUCAUGCUCGCCACUGUCGUCGGCUCCAUCCUCGGCGGCUUCCUCAACGCCCGCGUCGGGUACUACGCGCCCCUCGCCAUCGUCGGCACCUGCGUCAUGGCCGUCGGCGCCGGCCUGCUCACCACCCUGCAAGUCGACACGGGUCCCGGCGGCUGGAUCGGCUACCAGGUUCUGUUCGGCCUCGGCAUGGGCGGCUGCUUCCAGGCCCCGAACCUCGCCGUGCAGGCGGCCCUGCCGCAGGCAGACGUCCCCGUGGGCCUGGCCCUCAUGACAUUUGGCUCCUCCGUCGCCUCCGCCAUCUUCGUCUCGGUCGGCCAGAACGUGCUGACCAACCAACUCGUCCGCCGUCUCUCCGGCCUUCCCGGUUUCGACGUCGGCCUGGUCACCUCCGGAGGCGCUACCGCCCUGCUCGAUGCUCUGCCUGCCCGCUCCCGCGGGCCGGCCCUCGUGGCUUACAACGAGGCACUGAGGGAGGUGUUCCGCGUCGGGUUGAUCCUUGCCUGUUUGACCAUUUUUGGAACGGCCACGAUGGAGUGGCUGAGCGUCAAGAAACCGCAGCCGGAGAAACCGGUCGCCGGGCUUGGUGGUAGUAAAACUGGGCAAGAGAAAGAAGAGAUGAAAACCGGAAAUAUGAAGAAGUAGAAGCGAGUUGCCUAAGGAUUCCCCAACCUGACACGAAUACUCAGGAGGAGCACGCGAGGUACCUAUGCAAGAGAGAUUCAGGUUUGGAAAAGCUUGUUGAAACCAUACCGGCUCAGAUGCCGACUGUAGAAUAAUUUAAACAUCUAAUUCUUCAAUCAGCAUUGUAGAGUUUGGUAGGAUAGUUAGAAUAGAAUUGAUACCAUGAAAAUCAUGGCAUGAACAUAUUCAAUAGCAGGACAUAUAUUUGGAUGUCACGUACCUGACCUUUGAAGAUCGUUUGAC
This is a messenger RNA of Thermothelomyces thermophilus ATCC 42464, 2334 nucleotides long. RefSeq lists its product as uncharacterized. The record is from RefSeq and is a predicted model, not a curated record. Bases 331 to 2052 code for a protein of 573 amino acids. Gene Ontology annotation, molecular function: transmembrane transporter activity. The transcript is spliced from 4 exons. Lineage: Eukaryota; Fungi; Ascomycota; Sordariomycetes; Sordariales; Chaetomiaceae. Gene Ontology annotation, biological process: transmembrane transport.